AUGGUCGGCCGUCGUGAUGGCGAGGGGAGCGUCUCCGUGGUCGACGAGGCUGAAGAGGAGGAAAGGAGGAGGCAGCGAGGGGUGGGUUGUCGGUCUCGGUGGAUCGAAGAUGGGGCACCUUUGGUGAUUGGCUGGAUCGAAGAGAAGAAGAAAAGAGAGAAUGGAAGCAGCAGGAUGUGGGGUCUGCCAUUGGUUUCCGGUGACAAAGCCCCGAUAUUGGGUUGUUUAGUGAUUGAGAAGGGCAGCAACGAUUCAAAAAUAGGUAAGGGUUCCUUUUUUUUGUUCUUGUUUGAUUUGGCAGAACUCGAUAGGCUCAAGUGGGUCUUUGAAGGCUCAAGUGGCAGCCCUUACAAUUGA
Lactuca virosa is the source of this 357-nucleotide messenger RNA. NCBI's taxonomy places the organism in Eukaryota, Viridiplantae, Streptophyta, Magnoliopsida, Asterales, Asteraceae. The record is from the annotation of a GenBank genome assembly.